UCUCCAAACUCGCUAAUCAAACGAACACUAUACUUAUAAUUAUUUAAAAAAUUGUGCUCACUCUACGGAGCAAUCAUUUUUUCAAAAUAUUAUUAAAAACCAAAAAUUUACAAGUUGAACGGAAAUACAUCUACGCACGUCACAGCUAGAAGGACACUUCUCCCGCGACUCUAGCAGUGCCUCCAACUUCCGCUAUCGGUCUUUUACCUCGUGAGCCACGAAGCAGAGGCAGAACGAUAAACAUGCAGCUUCACAUCCGCGGGCAGGAGACCCAUGUCAUCGAGUGCCAGGAUGACGAGACGGUGGCACAGAUUAAGGCAAGGCUUGCAGCAUUCCAGGAUGUUGAAUUCCAUCUGUACUGCUCUGGUACUCCAUUGAGCGACGAUGUUCUUGUUAGCGAACUGACAAGCAACACCCUCGACCUGACUGUCCCACUUCUCGGAGGUAAGGUCCACGGUUCUCUUGCGCGUGCCGGUAAAGUCAAGGGACAGACCCCAAAGGUUGAAAAGCAAGAGAAGAGCAAGAAGAAGACUGGCCGUGCCAAGAGGCGAAUCCAGUACAACCGAAGAUUCGUUAAUGUUGUUCAGACAUACGGUCGCCGACGUGGACCAAAUGCUAACCCCAACCCUUAAGCAUUUCUUCUUUUAAUUUUAUAAAGCGUCACGUAUUUGUAAUACCAUGUAUUUAAUAAAUUCCUGAUAAUACAAAUUACGUCCGCAAUAAA
Messenger RNA from Nasonia vitripennis (jewel wasp), 724 nucleotides. RefSeq lists its product as uncharacterized. Lineage: Eukaryota; Metazoa; Arthropoda; Insecta; Hymenoptera; Pteromalidae. Gene Ontology annotation, cellular component: cytosolic small ribosomal subunit; ribosome. Gene Ontology annotation, molecular function: structural constituent of ribosome. Gene Ontology annotation, biological process: translation. The record is from RefSeq and is a predicted model, not a curated record. The transcript is spliced from 5 exons. Bases 243 to 632 code for a protein of 129 amino acids.